ACAACAAGCCAUUGAGCCAGAGAGAAAUCUGUGAUUGAGUUUUGCUAACAUUUAACUGUUAACUGUUUAUUUAAACUGUUUAAGGCGUGUAUUCUUACUUUCAUACGACAGAGAGACGGAGUCUUGAAGACGUGUGCUACCCUGGAUGGAAGAUAUAUUCAAAAUGAGUGAGGAGCAGCGGCGUAGCAGGAGUCCCAGGAGAGGAGAUGUGGAGGUGGAAGAACAACAGGAGGUGAAGGAGGAGGUGGAGGUGGUGGUGGUGGUGGAAGAUUCGGAGGAGGAGGAGGAGGAGGAGGAUGAGGAGGAUGAGGAGGGAAUGGAGGACAGCCCUCUAGUGGCCCUUGCACCUGAUGCUUCACUCCCAAAGGAGCAGCCCUCUGCUGGUACCGAUGUUACUGCUAGUCCUGUUUUCCUGUGCCUAGAUGAGUUGCUGUCGUUUGGCAAAAUCAACCGGACCAAAGUAUCCAAACUGAAAUCCAGCUACAGGCUACUCCAUGACACUCUGAAGCGUGCCCAGGAUUCUGAGAUGCACCUUUUGGGAGAGGCAAAGAGGUGUCGUGCUGAGCUGGAGAGGCUGCAGGCUGAGGUGGAGAGAACAGAGGAGCAGGGCGCCUCUGUGGAGCCUGAAAGUGAGGUCAAUGAACUGAGGCAACAGCUCCUCCAGGCAUACAAUGAACUGGAAGCUGCUGAGGACAGAGAGUACAAGACACAGUACCAACUGAAAUGUCUCUUGGAGGAGAAGCAGUAUCUGGAGAAAGAGAAUGAGAUUGAGCCCGAACCUGCUGAGCUGGAUAGCAGAACAAAGGCCCUGCAGGACAAAUAUGAGGAGCUGAAGAAAGAUGUUUUCCAGAGACAACUGGAAGUCAGAAGUCUGACAGAAGACGUGGAAACCUGUGAAACGCAGAUAUUGAAAGAACAAAAAGAGCUGGAAGACAAGAUGGAGAUCAUAGAGCUCAAAAAGGCUGAGAAAAAAGCCCUCAUCAGCACCCCCGACCAGAUUUUUAAGGAGAUUCAAAGGAAACGCGCUAAGUGGGAAUCUGCAAUGGAGAAAACAGAAGCACUGAAUGCAGAGAUUUCAGAAAUGGAACAGGAAGUGAAGCAGGCGGCCGAGCGUAACAGCGCCCUGACGUCGAAGAAGAAGAAGUUGAACGAGGAGCUGAAGGGUCCCAGGGCCCAAAUAGACGAGGGUCAUGGGGAGAACAGAAUGCUGCUGAAAGAGCAGGAGGUCAACAGGGAGGAUGAGGCUGAACUCAUGGGGAACAAAGGUAUCCUGGAAAUAAAGCUGCGGAACAUCAUGUCCGACAGGAAGCACCUGUAUGAGAGCCACUCUCUGCGGCUCAGGGAGAAUAAUAGGCAGGCGCAAGCCCUCAAGAGGAUGGAGCUUGCGUUGACCAUGGCAACUGAACAUCUAGAGCACACGCAGUCUGUCUACGAUGAUUUACAGGCACAGUUAGAUGCUGUUCCCAAACAUGAGGCCGGUAUUGAGCGGAGGAUGGAGCUUCAGAAAGAGGUGGAUGCUCUCAAAGUCAGCUUUGAAAAGCAGCUAUCAGUAGCUGAGAAGGAGAGCCAGAAGAUGCAGCAGUAUGGGGUGAUUCAGGGGCUGCUGAGGGAGUCAAACUGCCUCCGAGAAGAACUCCAUAACCUCAGAUGUCUGACACGGAUCAAAGUGGAGGAGAGGGGCCAGAAGCACCGGGAACUGCUUAGGGCUGAGCAGCUGAACCAGCACAUCCAAGAGGAACUGCUAGAAAAAGACCUCAUCAUCAUGGACCACAAGAAGCUGAAUACUAUGCUGCAGCGCAGAGUUUCCCAGCACCAUAAGCUGUGCGGCAUGAUUACGGAAGAGAAGAAUAAGUAUGUCAAACUAAAGCAGGUCGCCUCGCAGACGAUCACCGAGCUGACGGAGCAGGUUAAAGUGCUGGAGAAUGAGACCGAGAUCCAAAGUACCAUUGUCAACAACAAGGACCGAUCACUCACAAAGACUCACAUGAAGAUCUCUAAUAGCUCCCAAAUGAGGGACAAACUGCGCAACGACAUCUGCGAGGUUUCCUUGAAGCACCAUCAGAUCAGUCAGGAGUAUGAGGACAACAAACUGGAGUUGAUGAAACUCACAAAAACCAUCAACCUGCAGGAGCAGGCAUUUCUGGACAUAGAAAAGAAUCAUGAAACGGCCACGCAGCGCCGCAAUGAACUUAGCGUUCAGUUCCUGGAGCACGAGGAGGUGUUGCUCAGCCACGAUGAAAAGAUGAACGUCCAGGCGGCUGCCAUUACUAAGGGCAACAUGACACUGGAGACCCUGGAGAAGGAGAUGAGAGACAUGCAGUUGGAGAUUAAUGAGGAGGAGAGACAGAUAGAGCUGAAGAAGAAGGAGGUGCUCCUCAACAAAAGGCUGGAGGGAGAGAUCACCACGCUGGUGAUAGAGUUGUCAGAAGCCAGGGACAAGACAGUUGAAUGUCUGAAUCGAACAGUCGAUUCCAAUGAGCUAAAAGGCGAAGACAUCUCAACUGUAGAACUGGUCAAGAAGAUUGAGAAGGUACAACAUUUCAAGCUCGAGAUGAAUCUAGCAGUGACCGAGAGGCGGUCGCUGGAAAAAGAACUCCUCGUGGACCAAGUGACCCGGCUCUCGAAGCCACUCAGCGAGCAGGCGGAGAACUGCCAACAGGACAGACUCUCGCUGGCAAAGAAGUUAAACGAGCUCCGAACUCACAUAAUCGACACCAACCACCGCAUGAUGGCCGUCUCUGCAGAACUUUCCAUGAAGCAAGCGGCUGCUUUGUCUCUCCAGCAAGAGAUGAAAGAGAAAGAGCUCCAGAUGGACAGGUGCCAGCGGCAGCUGGAACAGGGCCUGCCACCGUGCCCCGAGAUGGAGAAGGAGUGGAGGAGGAUGCUCCGAGACAAGAAGAGGAGGCAGAGGGACAAAGAGGAGAGAGAGAGGCUGGCUGAAGAAGAGGGAUGGUACCAGUUGCCUAAUGGAGAGUACACCACAGCUGAAAGCCGUCCCGACGCGUACAUCCCCCAGACCGACCUUCUCCCUCUGCCCAAACCCUACGGAGCCCUGGCCCCCUUCAAACCCUCCCAACCAGGAGCCAACAUGAGACACAUCCGCAAACCAACGCUCAAACCCUUAGAGAUAUAGAAAAAACACAUGUAUUCAUAAACCUGUAGGUGUUUUAAUUUGUACGAAUAUAUUUCAGGGAUUCGUCUCUCUUCCACAACACUCUUAUUGAUCUAUCUGCUCUCCCUCCUCCUCCUCUCUGCUUGUUGUGUAUGUUUGUGUCCUCAGCGUCCAGCAUACCACUGCUGUUUUGUCAUGUGAGAGCGUACUUGUGGACGGCAUCUGGUUGUAAUUCCGUCUCCUUUUUUUUAUUAUUUACUGGCAAGAGCUUGUUUACACUCUUUGCUUGCAGUAACACCAAAUACUGUAGAAGAGCAGAAAGAAAGUCAGAGGUCACGGGGGAGAUGAAAUGUGUGUGUAUUGUUACAUCAUGCGCACCAAUAAAAAAAUAUUGUAUUUA
Messenger RNA from Sebastes umbrosus (honeycomb rockfish), 3512 nucleotides. RefSeq names its product coiled-coil domain containing 146 (gene ccdc146). The record is from RefSeq and is a predicted model, not a curated record. Gene Ontology annotation, cellular component: cytoskeleton. The transcript has 23 exons. Bases 146 to 3133 code for a protein of 995 amino acids. NCBI's taxonomy places the organism in Eukaryota, Metazoa, Chordata, Actinopteri, Perciformes, Sebastidae.